Prunus dulcis (almond) is the source of this 2096-nucleotide messenger RNA. RefSeq names its product F-box/kelch-repeat protein At3g23880-like. Lineage: Eukaryota; Viridiplantae; Streptophyta; Magnoliopsida; Rosales; Rosaceae. The transcript has 2 exons. Gene Ontology annotation, molecular function: protein binding. The record is from RefSeq and is a predicted model, not a curated record. The coding region runs from base 242 to 1366 and encodes 374 amino acids.
GAUAAACCUUAUUCAAGCUUUUAAUCAGGGACGGAGAUAUAAAUAGAGAAGAGAGAUGCAUGAGGAUUUCAGCCGACGCGUUUCUUCUUCCACACUAUCAUGUACGGAAAUGAAUGUCCUAGAGGCUAGAAAGGGUUCUACUCCUUUCUUCUUCACUCUUCUUCUCUAACGUCAGCUCCAUUUCUUCGGCUCUGCUCAUCAGGACCAAAAAUUUUGGUAUAACUACGUGAAUGUGCUAGACAUGGAUAACACACAAGAUAUCACACAAGCGAUGCAGGAAUUCAAAUUUGAAGCUUUUCCUCAGGAAAUCAUACAAGAUAUCCUAUUUAGGCUACCCGUUAAAUCUCUGAUCAAUUGCACCUCAGUGUGCACGGCAUGGAGGUCCAUGAUCAUGAACAAAAGCUUUAUCCGCGCCCACUUAACCCUAACAGUCGAUUUUGCUAACCAGGAUGACAUUGACCUCCUCCUACUCCACAUAAUUUCUUGUGACAGUAGCAGCACCUUCGGCCACAAAACGAUCGUUUCCGAGAUAAAAGAUGAGGUUCACUGUGUGCAUUAUGAUAACCAGGCUUUUGAUGUGUACUCCAAGAUCGAAUUUCCAAUUGCUCCAAAGCAAGAACUGUGCAAUUCUCAUCUUCGUGUGGUCGGCACUUGUAGCGGGCUAAUCUGCCUUGCGGAUGAUAUCCUCCAUUAUGGUUACAACUUCUUUAUAUGGAACCCAGCCAUUAGAAAGUUAGUGACCCUUCCCAGGCCUGGAGUUACCUUUAGGACGCAUGGUGGGUAUGAUGCUUCUAUUGGGUUCGGUUUUGAUGCUAUGACCAAUGACUAUAAGGUUGUGCGAUUUGUAGCUUUACAACAUGAAGAUGAGAGGCCAACUGCAGCUGAGGUUUAUUCCCUAGCCACUGGCACAUGGAGGAGUCUUGGUUGUGUUUCUCCUGCAUGUGGAACAAAUGGAGCUGCAUCCAAUGCUUUUGUUAAUGGGGUUCUUCAUUGGCCUGUAGUCUCAGACGACGAUGGUUGCUAUUUUAUUUUGACGUUUGACUUGGGCAAGGAGGUGUUCGGUAAGAUACCUAUGCCGAAGAUUAUCCAUUGGAAUCCCAAGUGGGGAUUGCAAUUGUCUGUUUUCGAAAAUAGAAAAUCUGUUGCUCUGUUUAUGAGGGAUAACAGUUGUAAAGAUUUCAUGAUGGAUAAUAGGCGCGAAAAUUCUGUUCUUGAUAUAUGGGUGGUGAAAGAGUAUGGUAGAAAGGAAUCAUGGACCAAAUUGAUUACUCUCGGUCCACAAGGUCCACAAAGACUUUUACCCAGGGCCUUAUGUUUUAGCAACAGCGGGGAAGUACUGUUACUGCUAACAAAAGAAGGCAGGUAGGAACUAGUUUCACUAGACCUUGUGAGCAAACAGUUUAAAAAUCUUGGGAUUUCUGGAUAUAAAUAUUGUACUGUUGAUUUUUAUAAAGAGAGCCUCCUCUUACUCGACAAGAGCGAUGCAGAGUCUUACUAAGAGAAAGGACAGGUAAUGUAUUAUAGUGCUGAGAGCAGAACAUUUCAAUUCUUUGUUUGCCAGAUUUUUAUGUUCAUUAAAAGCAUGAUUGGUGACUAAAUUGCUGUGGGAUCUUUAUUAUGUCGACUUGUGCGGGUUUUUUUUUCCUUUAGCUGAUUGUCUUUCUCGCUUCUGUUGCUAGAACACAACUUGUGACUAAAGUCAACUUAGCUCUCAUGGAAAAUAUCAAGUUGGUAUGACUUUUGAGCGUGGACUGAUUACUGCUACUGUAGUGAAGUUUGUGUAUUCAAUUUAUUGUUUGCUGCUGUAAGAGAUUGUGCUAUAGUUCAGGCUUUAAUCCCUUUUCCAAUGGUUUUCAUUUGUAUAAUAGUUUCGUUUCCAAUUUAGCUUUCAUUUAGGGAGAGGAAUUUUCAUUUGCACUCCUGAAAAAGUACUGGGAAAAGUUUUCAUGACAACUGAUGUCAACUAUAAUGCUUAACAAUUGAUUAGCGUAGCACUUUUCUUGCUUUCUGUUGCUGCAGAUUUGUAGUGCUGUAACGCAUUUGCCUGAAGUGCCUGAUGCCUGACGUGCAGUCACUCCCAGUUCUUGUUAUCUAAC